AUGAAGAACGAAACAAGCUCAUCUAACAAGCUAACGCGCUGCUUGAAGGCUCCUUUCAGAGUCUUAUGUAGGGCAAGAGACUUUUAUAUCAAGAGCAUGAACAACUGCUCUAGUAGGAUCGACUACGGUGCGGCGAUGGGCUGCCCCGCCGCUGUUGUCUACACACUACCGAAGAGCUUCAGCAUGAAUUCGACGCGGACGAGAGAGGACGAAGAACUUCGAGAGCUAUUGCGGAUUGUGUCGAAGCGGGAGAGGGUGGCGAAGUCGACAACGACAACUACAGUAAAGAAUGCGGUGGGGGCAAAGAAUACGAAAGGGUUGCCUAAGAGUUUCAGUAUGGGGAUUGGGAAGAUUGAUGAAGAUGAGCCUUGUUAUUUUCAAGAUGAUUUCAAGAUGGGGAGCACGAAUGCUUCGGUGUUCCCUAGGAGUAGGAGUUAUGGUAUGGGGAAGAGGAGAGGUGGAUCGCUGUCUUAG
Molecule: messenger RNA, 474 nt
Organism: Magnolia sinica
Lineage: Eukaryota; Viridiplantae; Streptophyta; Magnoliopsida; Magnoliales; Magnoliaceae
Exons: 1
Coding region: 1-474 (157 amino acids)
Source: RefSeq, a predicted model, not a curated record